Molecule: messenger RNA, 2713 nt
Organism: Larimichthys crocea (large yellow croaker)
Lineage: Eukaryota; Metazoa; Chordata; Actinopteri; Sciaenidae
Gene: fam241a
Product: family with sequence similarity 241 member A
Exons: 3
Coding region: 119-568 (149 amino acids)
Cellular component (GO): intracellular membrane-bounded organelle
Source: RefSeq, a predicted model, not a curated record
AACGGGAACGCGCGGCGCGCCUCCGAGAGCUGCGCGGACACUGGGACCGGGCUGCCAAUCAGCGGAGCCGCAUGUUUUGAUUCCUCGAAGUUACCGUCAGUGGACUGGCUUUAACAACAUGUCCGCUGCGACGCCGCCUUUCAGCGACCCGUGUGUUUUGCGUCGACGUGAGUUCGAACAGCUGCCGUCAGAGGACCGGAGAGGAGGGGGGCACGCUCCUCAACCUGGACCCGGUGCGGGGCGGACAGCGCCGCACCAGCAGCGACACCGGGUGGAUGGCAGCCAGACCCCAGCCCGACCCCCCACCGACCCCCUCGCCGGGUGGCCCCACCUGGACGACCCCACGACCAGAGAGCCCCUGCUGGAUGACUGCGAGCGGAUGGGGACUCUGUUCGGCAUGCUCAACAAGUGUCUGCGGCGGGUGGGCUUCAGCCAGAUGUACUUUGGGGACAAGAUCGUGGAGCCGGUGGUGAUUGUGUUCUUCUGGCUGCUGCUCUGGUUCCUGGGCAUCCAGGCGCUGGGGCUGGUGGGAACUCUGUGCAUCAUCAUCAUCUACAUCCAGAAGUAACGAGUGCUGCUCAAAAGGUUGUGAACCCUACAGCGAUGGUAAGAUUUUUUGUAAUAAAUACUAAAAUAACUCAUUUGAUGUUCAGUUAUACCCCAAUUCACAAUACUGACAUUCCAAAUAAUGGACUCAAACUCAAUCAGUUAAUAGGAUAUUGCAACUCCUAACCGAACGGUUUCUGUAUGACUCAUUGGUCUUUCACAUCUACUUUGGAGGAUAUUUGCCAUUAUCAAUGUUCGUGUGUCUCUUGCUGAUAUUCUAGAAGGUCGUCCACUUCUGGGCAGAGUUGUUUUUUUUGUUGGAACGAUGAAGCUCAAUUUUUUUUUAUUUAUUUUUUUUUUUUUUUGAUGACUACAUAGCUCCCCCAGACAAAUGUGCUGUCACUACCCUCUUCCUGAGGUCCUCUGAGAUCUCGCUUCCACUCUGCAUGAUUAACCUGUAUGUGUUCACCUGGGUAAGACUAAAGUGACCUGGUUUUAUCUCUGUUUCAAUCAGUGAUGCACAUUUUCGUCCCUAAAAAUCUCUGAUGUUAUGGGUCCAUUUCAGUGGUUUAUUUAGCCACCAAUUUGUCCCACCUGAUUCUACUUAACUGCUUGUUUUAACCAAUGUAGCUCAGGGUUCACUAACUUUAGCACCUACAUAAGUUGACCAAAAACUCUUUUAAAUUUAGUCUUAACCACACAAUUGAUUUUUUUUUUUUUGAGUAUAUUGAAUUGAUAAACCUGUACCUGUUCUUUCAUAUAUAAAUAUUGGUUUUGAUUAAAUAAGGAAAUCAGGGUGAAACAAUAGAACUCCAAAAUGCUCAAGAGGUUUGCAAACUUUUGAGCAGCACUGUAUAUUUAGAAAUGAUUCAUUAAAGGUCCUGUGUGUAGAAUUCAGUGGCAUCUAGUGGUGCAUUUGCAGAUUGCAACCGACUGAAAUGCCCUUCACCUCAACCUCUCGUUUCAAGCAUGAAGGAGAAACUACAGUGCCAGUGAAACUCGUAAAAAAAAACACCCUAACGGUAGAAUCAGUAUUCUGGGCUGCUGUAGAAACAUAGUGAGUCAACCAAUGACACAAUAAAGCCCUAAUAUAAUGUGAACAGGUGAGUUCUAUAAAAAGUCACCCUCAGUACAGUUGUCAUGAACGGGGAAAUCCGCUAUAGAGACUAAAAGUGUUUUUUGUACCAGGCUGUAAACAUGUUUAUUUCUGCUGUGAAGUUGGACAUUUGAACAUGGGGACUUAUGAAGGGUGAAAUGUUCUGUAGCCAGCUGGACAUUUGACAGUGGACUUUGAGGAAUUACAGUUUUUGGAACUUCUGCAUUUGCUUCAUUUCCCAGCCAUGGAGGUUUUCUCUUGCUGACACCACACAGCCAAACUAAAUAUUUAUAGGGAACGUGACCAUUAUUGGCAAUGACCCCUUCAACAGAUUCAGUGUGAAUGUGAAAUUUGUGCAAAUACUAAACACUAGACAUCUGGUAAACUUUAAUGGUUCAUUAGUCAGUGAGCCUGAUUUUUUCAUGUUGUUAGCCAAAGCACAUGGCCUUGUGUCAUUGUACACAGACCAACAAAAGAUGAUGGAAGUUUCUUCACCCUUGUUCCUGAUUGUCCCUUUGAUGGUCUUAGCUUUGGUGUUAAAUGUGAGUGAAGUUGCCUAAACUAGCCUUUAUAACUGAUAUUUGUAUAAUAACGUAUCAAAGGACUGUGUGACAAUGUGAAAGGCGUCGCUCAUGAUAAUCAACCUAUCCUCUCAGCUUUAGGAAGAGGGUUGUUUCCUUCUGUCUCAACCUCAAUCAGAACAAAUGAAGCAUUGUAGUGAAUCACCACAGGGUGGUGGUGAGGUGUGGGAUGGGGUGUUUAUUCGUGAUGAAUGUAACCGCUAUGAAACAAUCACAAAGUAACUUCUUAUUUAUCUGAUUCACCACUUUUCUUGCCAUCUGCGCUCCCUCACUCUCAUUCACUGUCUGUCGCUCAACCCCACUACACUCUCAAACUAGCGAACACAACCCUGAUACAUGAAAUACACCAAGAGGUCAAAACGGAUUCGCCACCGCAAUGUGACACCAGGUUGUGUUUCUCUCAAAAUUACAUCUGGCUCAAGGUUGUCGCUUGGAGUGAACACGGUGGACCUGAAGUGUAUAAUCACCAUUUAUGCCAGUAGAUCUCCAU